UUCCCCCACUGUUUCAAUGUCAGUUGAGUGACGUAGACUGUAAUUGUCUGGGGGAGAAACUGCGAUUUGUUCGGGGGCCUAUCGCUAAAAAAAAAAAAAAAGAAAAAGGCACACUCUUCAAAUUUUGUCUUUGUCUUUUUAACUUUACCCUUAAUUUAGCAAUGUUGUUCGCUGUCUCUCGCAUUGCCCGUCCUACUGCUGCUCCCGUUAGCAAGGCUAUCCAAGCCCGUAACAUGGCUACCUUGAAAGAAAUUCAACAACGUUUGAAGUCUGUUCAAAACAUUGAAAAGAUUACCAAGUCCAUGAAGAUGAUUGCCUCCACCAAGGUUGCCAAGGCUCAACGUGCUCUUUUCACCAGUGCUGAAACUAAGGCCGGUGCUGACGAUAAGGUUCUCCUUGUUGCCUCUUCUUCCGAUCGUGGUCUCUGUGGUGGUAUUCACUCCAGUGUCAGUAAGGCUACCCGUAGAGCUAUCAUUGAGAAGCCCGAAGCUGAACUUGUCAUUCUCGGUGAUAAGUCCAAGGCCCAAUUGAGUCGUGCUGUCCGUAAGAACAUUGCCAUCUCUUUCAACCAAAUUGGUAAGGAUAUGCCCUCUUUCGAGGAAGCUGCUUCCAUUGUUGAUACUAUCAAGGCCAACGGUAUCGAGUUCGACACUGCCAACAUUGUCUACAACAGAUUCAUCUCUGUCGUUUCUUACGAAGCCGAUAUCAUCCCUGCUUACUCUGAAGCCACCUUCAAGGCUUCUCCCAACUUUGCCAUGUACGAAAUCGAGGAUGAUGUUCUUGCCAACCUCCAAGAAUUCUCUUUCGCCAACGGUCUCUACUGGGCUAUGGUCGAAGGUCAUGCCGCUGAGAUGUGCUCCAAGCGUGCUGCUAUGGAGAACGCCACUAAGAAUGCUGGUGAGAUGAUUGGUAAAUUGACCAUGACCUAUAACCGUGGUCGUCAAGCCGUUAUUACCAACGAAUUGAUUGAUAUUAUUACUGGUGCUUCUGCUCUUUAAACAACAUAAAAUAAAUUAAUGUUAGUUUUUCUUAGCACGUUAUAUACUUUUUUACGAAAAAAAAAAAAUUUAAAAAAAGGAGAUUCAUUAUAAAAAUCCUUUCUGUUUGUAACAAUUUAAAAUAAAAAAAAAAUUAUACACUUUACAACAAUCAUGUA
Messenger RNA from Mucor mucedo, 1156 nucleotides. Its product is annotated as ATP synthase F1, gamma subunit. NCBI's taxonomy places the organism in Eukaryota, Fungi, Mucoromycota, Mucoromycetes, Mucorales, Mucoraceae. The transcript is spliced from 5 exons. Gene Ontology annotation, molecular function: proton-transporting ATP synthase activity, rotational mechanism. The record is from RefSeq and is a predicted model, not a curated record. The coding region runs from base 162 to 998 and encodes 278 amino acids. Gene Ontology annotation, biological process: proton motive force-driven ATP synthesis.